Candidula unifasciata is the source of this 774-nucleotide messenger RNA. Lineage: Eukaryota; Metazoa; Mollusca; Gastropoda; Stylommatophora; Geomitridae. The record is from the annotation of a GenBank genome assembly.
AUGAACCGAAUACUUGGCGCCGAGCACUUCGUGGUGUACAACUACAGCAUCUCCCCGGCUGUUGACCAGAUUCUCCAGCGCUACCAGCAGGAUGGUCUGGUCACUGUUCUUCCAUGGCCGCUUCCAACAAAUCAAGUCUUUUAUUUCGGUCAAAAAUCUGCCUUGAACGAUUGUGUCUACAGAAACCGCAACAUCUCCAGAUUUAUAGUUGUGGUAGAUACAGACGAAUUCAUGAUACCAACAAACCACUCCAACUGGAUGGAGAUGAUUGCCGCCACUUCUCCUCAAGAAUAUGACGUGUCCACAUUUGUACAUUCUCCAAAUACGCCCAAGAAAGCCCACACUAAAACUGGAUGUUUCAUCGUUAGGUCAAGUUUCUUUUCCGCUUCGUCCAGGGCAAACUGGACCUCACUUCCUUCUAAAUUCUCGUUUACAGAGAAAGAAAAGCACAACAUUUUAAAAUACAACAUUCAAACUCUUUCCCAGUUUUUGAGGUCAACAGUAUUUCCACCUUACCAGAGAAGCAAAUACAUCGCAAGACCCGACCUUAUUUACAACAUUGGGAUGCAUCUUGUGCACACAUUUGUUGACAGUUCAAGCUGCACCGUGGUUUCCAACAACGUAUCACUGGUUCACCACUACAGAGAAUUGGACAGGAGAACGAGUCAGUCGUUCCCAUUGAAUAUUACGGACACCAGCAUAUUAAGAUUUAAGAGUCAGCUUUACCCCCGUGUAAUGGAAAAAUUUAAACUCUUUCCUAAUAUAUUCAAGUAA